AUGACCGACACUUGCACUGAACCCGCUGGAGCUAUCAGGGCCAUUGACAAGCACUCGGUGCAUCAAAUCUGCUCAGGGCAGGUGGUGCUUACCUUGGCAACUGCAGUAAAAGAACUGGUGGAAAACAGCAUUGAUGCUGGGGCCACCAACAUUGAUGUCAAGCUUAAGGAGCAUGGAAUAGAACUAGUGGAGGUAUCCGAUAACGGAAAAGGUGUCGAGGAGGCCAACUUCGAAGGGUUGACAUUAAAACAUCAUACUUCAAAGCUGAGGGAUUUUGCCGAUCUCACUCAUGUGGAGACCUUUGGCUUCAGAGGUGAAGCACUCAGCUCUUUGUGCGCUUUGAGUGACCUUAUUGUGGUGACAUGCCACCAGUCCAGCUCAGUGGGGACCAAGCUGGUCUUUGACCACAAAGGCCAUUUGGUUGAGCGGCAACCUCACCCACGGCAACAAGGCACCACGGUCAGCCUGCAGCAGCUAUUCCUAACGCUGCCUGUCAGACAUAAGGAGUUCCAGCGUAAUAUUAAAAAGGAGUUCACCAAAAUGGUGCAUGUUUUACAGUCCUACUGCAUCAUCGCCACAGGAGUGCGCAUUACCUGCUCCAACCAAAAUGGACAAGGGAAGCGUAACACUAUUGUUAGCACAAGUGGCAGCCAGAAUAUGCGAGACAACAUAGCAGCUGUAUUUGGACCCAAACAGCUACAGAGCCUUUUACUCUUUCAGCAUGUGGCUCCUGAUGAGAAGAUUUUGGAAGAAUAUGGACUUGUGAAUGCGAAACUCCCGGAGAAACUCUUUAGCAUUUCAGGGUUCGUGUCACAAGCAGACCAUGGUGUGGGAAGAAGUGCCACUGAUAGACAAUUCUUUUUUAUAAAUAAGCGACCGUGUGAUCCCCAAAAGGUGUUUAAACUUGUAAAUGAGGUCUAUCACAUGUACAAUAGACAUCAGUAUCCGUUUGUUGCCUUGAACAUAGAAGUCGCCUCAGAGUGCGUGGACGUAAACGUUACCCCAGACAAGCGUCAGAUUUUGCUUCAGGAAGAGAAGCUCUUACUGGCGAUUCUAAAGUCUUGUCUCAUCAGCAUGUUUGAAGCUGGCGUCAAUAAAAUCAGUCUAAACAAUAGUCUCAUCCCCAGCAACACUACUGCAUCCAAACAAUCUGAGGAGAACACUCUAGAAUCGGGGGAUUAUGCAGAACCACUGCGGGAGAAGACAAAGUCAUCCUUGAAUCUGGCUGGUCUAAAAGCUGCUUUUUCAAAUCACAGCAACUUCAAUUCGGGUGUCAAAUCCAACACGUCAAAACCCACCAGUAACAACUCUGCACAGAAAACCCUCAAGUCUUUCUUCGCAAACACUGGAAAAACCGCUGCCCGCCAUCCAGGUGCAAAAUCUCACCACGCGGGCGGCUCAGUAGGUACGUCAACGCUAGAUGGGUUCAGGUUUGGCUCCAAAGACAUUCAUCUGUCCAGCUGUGACAUCGGUUCUUCACCGAACAUUCAGAAUUCUGGCCCAUACUCAACUACUUUUGAUACUGAAGAACCCAGAACAAACACGGAAGACUUGACACAAACAAAAGCAAAAUUCACGGAAAAAUUCCAGAAGUCAGACUUGCAAAAUCAACCAACCGCCUACAGUGAGUGUGGUUCUGUGAGUCCAGAUCUGAAAAGAGCCAGGAAGGAAAAUCUUGCCUGUGCAGUAGAUGCUCCAGUUAAUGUACAAAAGAGGACGGUGCCGCUCAACUUCUCAUUAAAAGAAUUGACCGGGAAGAUCAGGAGGUUACAAAACCAAAAGGAGAAGCAAAAAGCCAGCGAGGAGCUUCAGUACCGACGUUUUAGGGCCAAAAUCAACCCUGGAGAAAACCAGUGUGCAGAAGAGGAGCUCAAGAAAGAGAUCAGCAAAGACAUGUUCAAAGAGAUGGAGAUUUUGGGCCAGUUUAAUUUGGGCUUCAUUAUCACCAAACUCAACUCGGACCUUUUCAUGAUCGACCAACAUGCCACAGAUGAGAAAUAUAACUUCGAAAUGCUGCAGCAGCACACAGUGCUCCAAGGACAAAAACUUAUUGUCCCUCAGAAACUUCACCUCACAGCAGUUAAUGAGAACAUACUUAUGGAAAACAUCAAUAUCUUCCGAAAAAAUGGCUUUGAAUUUCAGGUGGAUGAGGAAGCUCAGGUGAUGGAUAGAGUCAAACUGGUAUCUUUGCCUACAAGUAAGAACUGGACAUUUGGUCCAGCAGACAUUGAGGAACUGAUCUUCAUGCUGACUGACAGCCCAGGGAUCAUGUGUCGGCCUUCGCGUGUCAGGCAAAUGUUCGCCUCUAGAGCUUGUCGGAAAUCUGUGAUGAUUGGAACCGCUUUGAGUAGAAGCGAGAUGAAGAAGCUCGUGGUUCACAUGGGUGAGAUUGAGCAGCCGUGGAACUGUCCUCACGGGAGGCCCACUAUGCGACACCUGAUUAACCUGGAUAUGGUUUCACGAGGCUGA
Messenger RNA from Nerophis lumbriciformis (worm pipefish), 2469 nucleotides. Lineage: Eukaryota; Metazoa; Chordata; Actinopteri; Syngnathiformes; Syngnathidae. The record is from RefSeq and is a predicted model, not a curated record.